AUGAUGGUCGCAAACAUACCAAGAUCUGCUCUGAAGUUUUAUUUAGUGCUUGUUUUAACGAUUAGAUUUAAAUACUGCUUCAAUAAGGCUACAGAAUAUGACCACAAUUACUGCUCUAUAUCGUUCUUUGCCAGAAAGCGUGUCGACAAUGGUAGACCACGAUGUUACCAUAAUAACAUUUUAUUCACUCCAUGGACGCUGUGA
Messenger RNA from Plasmopara halstedii, 204 nucleotides. RefSeq lists its product as uncharacterized. The transcript has 4 exons. Lineage: Eukaryota; Oomycota; Peronosporomycetes; Peronosporales; Peronosporaceae. The record is from RefSeq and is a predicted model, not a curated record. Bases 1 to 204 code for a protein of 67 amino acids.